This is a messenger RNA of Gracilinanus agilis (Agile Gracile Mouse Opossum), 503 nucleotides long. Its product is annotated as tonsoku-like protein. The record is from RefSeq and is a predicted model, not a curated record. NCBI's taxonomy places the organism in Eukaryota, Metazoa, Chordata, Mammalia, Didelphimorphia, Didelphidae. The coding region runs from base 1 to 345 and encodes 114 amino acids. The transcript is spliced from 4 exons.
AUGCCUCGCCAUGUCUUAGCUUGGCUGGAGCUUGGCUCAGUGAUGAUCAACAGGAACAACUUGGGAUUCAUGGAGCCUAAGAUCAGAUACCUGACUCAGGAUGGCUGUGCUCUGACACAUCUGACCCUGUCUGGCAACCACCUGAAUGAUGAAGCCAUAAGAAGUCUGACCAGAUGUCUUCCCAUCUGCCCCUCAUUAAUCUCACUGGAUCUGACUGCCAAUCCUAAAAUUAGCCGUGCCAGCCUGGAAGAGAUCCUGUCAACCCUUCAGGAAAGAAAUUCUGGCCUUGACUUCCUUGGUCUUGCAGGAUGCUCCAUCGAAGGGCCCUUGGGCAGCUGCACAUAGGGUAAAAUCACCUCACAGCUUCAAGAGUUACAGCUGUGUUGUAGCAAACUUAGACUUACUGACCAUCAAGUCCUAAGCCAGCAGUUGGCCUACAAACAGUAUCCUGCCUCCCUUCAUGCUGAAUCACCACCAUAAAUUUUUCUUUGAAUGCCAUUGAA